Opisthorchis viverrini is the source of this 1980-nucleotide messenger RNA. RefSeq lists its product as hypothetical. Gene Ontology annotation, molecular function: zinc ion transmembrane transporter activity. Gene Ontology annotation, biological process: zinc ion import across plasma membrane; intracellular zinc ion homeostasis. Bases 54 to 1841 code for a protein of 595 amino acids. Gene Ontology annotation, cellular component: membrane. The transcript has 13 exons. The record is from RefSeq and is a predicted model, not a curated record. NCBI's taxonomy places the organism in Eukaryota, Metazoa, Platyhelminthes, Trematoda, Opisthorchiida, Opisthorchiidae.
GUCGACUGAUCUCGUCGUACAAUACUGUGUUGUUCUUCCAUACUGGUAGACAGAUGUCGUGGUACAGAACAACGAAGCAUGAUUUGUUACUCUUCUCUUUUGGAUUACUCACAUUUGUUUGUGUACAACCAGCUACAUUGGGCGAAAUCGUUCCAGAGGAUCCAACGACUUGGUGCAAAACUUUUCGAGGUCCGGCUACAAAACCAAUAAGUCAGGCCUUCAGUUUCAUUAGUCUACUAGAACAUAUGAAUGAAGACCUUGGGACGAAAGUCACGAAAAGUCAACUUGCAGAAUGGUAUAACCAUACAGAAGUUCCAAGAUAUCGACAGAACGAACAAACAUUUUUACAGUUUUGUGAGAAAACUUAUUUGAAAGUGCUGGAACUGGCGAAUACCACUGCUAAUCAACAGUACAGCAUCUUCGACAUUCGUCCAAAAGUUUGGGCUGCGUCCAUCAUCGCUAUUGUCGUAGUCAGUGCUGUUGGACUGUUGGGCGUUGCGGUUGUUCCACUGGUGCAAAAAAUGUUUUUCAAUCAAGUGAUUCAAUACUUGGUCGCCGUUGCUGUUGGAACUCUGACGGGCGAUGCCAUGCUUCACUUAAUACCACAUGCUAUAUCUGCUGGUGAAGGUCACAGCCAUGAUGCUGGACAUGAGGAUGCCGGCAACGGAGAACGAAUAGCGGUAUACAAAGGUCUGGUUGCUCUCGGAGGCGUCUAUUUUUUCUUCAUGGCGGAAAAGAUCCUUGGUUUCGAAAGCCAAGAACGUGCAAUGCAGGAUCCUCGUAGGUCCAUGGACAUAAGACGCUUGAGUACGUUUCGGCCAUCCAUUGCACCAGCUACAUUGCAAGUUCCUGGACAACCACGGAGGUUGUCGCAGCUUGAUCCUUCCGUUUGUCGCAGAGCCUCCAGAGCCAUGUCCAUUGCUAAUGAAGAUGUAAUGACUACUGGCCUGAGCAGCAAAGCCAUGCGAAACAUCGAUUUACUCUACCGUUAUGCUGAGGAGGAUGCCCUUGAAGAUGAGAAGCUUGCUGAAAUGGACGAACAUAUUUCCCGUACUGGGAAGAAGGCGCAAGAAGAUGAGGAGGAUACUCAGUUGAAGUCGAAAAAAGACAGUGGAAAGACUGUUGGCACCGGGCCGUUGUUAGUUGUCCCCAAGGUGAUUGUAAUGCCUGACUCUGAGGACCGUCAUGAAAACGAACCAGCAUCUCCGGAGAAGAAGCACGAUGGUCAUAAGCGAAAGAAAGACAAAAUGGGGAAGGAUCACGGUCACUCGCAUGACGAAGAAAAAGACGAGCACGAAGACGAAGACGAUAAGAGAAAACACGGACACGGACACGCCCACAGGGUUCCUGGGUCAGUUGCAUCUGUCGCUUGGAUGGUAAUUUUGGGCGACGGACUGCACAACUUUACUGACGGAAUGGCCAUUGGGGCAGCUUUCGCUCAAAGUAUUUCGGGUGGAUUGAGUACAGCGGUGGCUGUUUUCUGCCACGAACUCCCUCAUGAACUAGGCGACUUUGCUGUUUUGCUGAAAACCGGAAUGCGUAUCAAAGAAGCUCUGUUUUUCAAUGUGGUGUCCUCCGUACUUUCGCUGUUUGGCAUGCUGAUUGGAAUCGCCGUGGGCAAUGUGGCUUCUGCAAGCUAUUGGAUUUUUGCCGUGACCGCUGGAACCUUCAUCUACAUCGCUUUGGUAGACAUGCUUCCAGAGUUGAGCUCAGCCGAGCUGCGCCCUGGACAGACAAGAGUUGGACAAGUAUUCCUACAGAGCUUUGGUUUGUUCACUGGGGUCGGGAUCAUGUUGUGCAUAGCACUUUUUGAAGACAAAAUCCAGGUGAUGAUUGACUAGCCUUUUAUCGCUGCAAAGAACAGAUCCAAAUCUCAUCAACCAACUCUCCUCGUUCAUCAUUCUGACUAUAUAUUUUAUUCAUCUAUUCGGUUAUGGGUCUACCCUUCAUCUAAUUGAUUGAUCUGAACUUAUAUCCCGC